Aspergillus oryzae RIB40 is the source of this 519-nucleotide messenger RNA. RefSeq lists its product as uncharacterized. The coding region runs from base 1 to 519 and encodes 172 amino acids. The record is from RefSeq and is a predicted model, not a curated record. The transcript has 2 exons. Gene Ontology annotation, molecular function: carboxy-lyase activity. NCBI's taxonomy places the organism in Eukaryota, Fungi, Ascomycota, Eurotiomycetes, Eurotiales, Aspergillaceae.
AUGCCGGUUCUUCCUUCUUUACAAGGAUCCACCUUCGAUGAAGACAUUCGCGAUCGUCAUUUGAUAUAUGACUAUGCAGCGCAGGAUACGGAGGGAAAUCCAGAGAAAUGGCGCUAUGAAAUGUGGUUCUACAACGAGGACCGCAUAAACUAUGCCAUUCAUGGGGGCCCCAUGGCGGGGCGUUCGGCGUUUCAAUCGGCCACAUACCAAUGCAUCCGGCCCGGUGAGUUAUGGCAGUGUAACUGGCUCGAGGAAACCGGCACCGUCUGUUCAUUGGUUUUCGAUAUUUCGCGGAAGCAUAUCACGACCUUGAUAGCCUUUUCCAAGGGACACUGGGAGAAAAAUACGACUGCUCGUGGCGAUAAGCGCAAUCCAGAGGAUCUAGCACGAAUGAGGAGUUUGGCUCAAAUCGGUACCCAAGUCGAUCGGAUACUUUUGAGCGAACAGGCCGAGAUCUUGGAGGAUUUCCGUGGUCCGGGACUGAAUCAUUUCCAAAUGUCCAGAAGUGGAGCCGAGUAA